AUGGGCAGCGGCAAAGGCAACAGCAGCCGGAGCAGUAGGAGUAGCAAAAGAGCUCCCGCUGAAUGCAGUGUGUCCAAAUGCGAUCGCGCAGUGGCGUGUUACAGCAAUGGUAAAGACGCAGAUUAUUGCAAACCCCAUUGCUGCGAAUUCGGACCCAGGUGCAAUACUCGCACGCGUUCAAAAGAUAAGUUCUGCGACAAACACUCUGAGUGUGCUUGGCUUAAAUGCAAUACGAAACUCUUGGAUGUCGAAGGAGGUGACUUUAAAUACUCUAAUAUUGGUCACGGCUAUUGGCUCUGCCGCGACCACUCCUGUAAGGCGAAAGACAAAGACAAGCAAUGCUAUGAAGAGCGCGACAAGAACUCGCAGUACUGCACAAAACACUCCAAAGAGUUUCAGUGCAAGUUCACGAAAUGCGAUUCCGACCGGGAUGACUCUGAACGUUACUGCAAGAAACACCAUUGUGAGGUGGCCGACUGCCACCAUCGAACAUACAUCUUACCUCAUGAUGAAAUGUUGGCUCGGGAUGGGCGGAGGUGCAUUCGACAUCAAUGUUGUAUUGCCCCCGGAGGUUGCAAGGGCUACUCUCUUUUGAAUGACAAGGGAGAGCCUACGAAGCUCUGUGCAAACCAUGGCAAAUGCCAAUUCUUACACGGCUGCGACGCUAUUGUCCAAGGAGACUCGAGAUUCUGUACUGAACAUGAGUGCGACCAACCGGACUGCCUACAGCCUCGGGAUGUCCAUCAAAACGCAACUAUGAGAUGGUGUCAUAUGCAUUUAUGUUCCGCGCCUGGCUGCCCCGACUUCGCUAACGGACAUGGUCAAGCCCACCCCCAGAAAUGCUUCCGACAUACUUGUCAACGACGAGACUGUUCAGAAAUCGUCAAAGACAGCAAUCCCAACUCGAAUUUCUGUCAAACUCAUGCCUGCGCCGACCCUGCAUGUCCCAAUGAGUCAACAAUCCCUGGUGGGUAUUGCUUGGCCCAUGUAUGCACCACACCAGGCUGUCGUGCGCCCCGAGAACGCGGUUCUCCAUUCUUCGCCUACCUUUGCAGACUCCAUGGGGAUGAGAGACUAGCGGAACAACAAGAGAUACACUAUAUUCACACCGCUACUCCUUCUCGAGCAACAUCUCGCUCGGGUAGCAGGGCCAGUAGCUAUGACUCCCGGCGAAGGCCGAGGACGUAUGCUGGCCAGGAAUACUAUCAUUCAGCAUAUCGGGAUCCGGUCCAGGCUGCAGAAGCUCAUCGUCGAUAUGGAGGCAUGAACAGAGAGUACAUGGCGACCCCAAGAAUGAAUAUGGAUUGGGCGGGCUAUGGACCAUACCGUCACCAAGACUAA
Fusarium odoratissimum NRRL 54006 is the source of this 1341-nucleotide messenger RNA. RefSeq lists its product as uncharacterized. The transcript is spliced from 5 exons. The record is from RefSeq and is a predicted model, not a curated record. NCBI's taxonomy places the organism in Eukaryota, Fungi, Ascomycota, Sordariomycetes, Hypocreales, Nectriaceae. The coding region runs from base 1 to 1341 and encodes 446 amino acids.